This is a messenger RNA of Adineta steineri, 966 nucleotides long. NCBI's taxonomy places the organism in Eukaryota, Metazoa, Rotifera, Eurotatoria, Adinetida, Adinetidae. The record is from the annotation of a GenBank genome assembly.
AUGGCAGGGCAUAUCCAUGGAAAUUGUGUUAAAUGUGGUAAAAGUGGUGGAAUACUUUUAUGUAAUGGUUGUCAACAAACAUUAUGUUUUAAACAUGUUAAUGAACAUAAAGAAGAACUUGAUAAACAAUUAGAAGAUUUAAUAAAUGAUCAAGAUCAAUUUCAAAAUUCACUUAAUAAACAAGAUGAUUCACAUCAUUUAUUUUAUGAAAUUGAUCAAUGGAGAAAAGAAUCUAUUGAACAUAUUAAACAAAUAGCGAAACAUGCUAAACAAGAUCUUCGAUUAGUAAUAAAUCAAGCAAACGAUCAAUUAUUAAAAACAUGUGAAAAUCUUAAAGAAAAUAUUCAUUUAUUAAAACAAUCAGAAGAUUUAUCAGAAAUUCAAUUAAUUAAAUUAACAAAUCAAUUUAAUGACUUAAAAAAAGAAAUUAAUUCUUUUCAAUUAAUAAAACCUGAAUUAAAUUCAAUUUUUUUAAAAUUUCAAAAACAACAAAUUAAUGAAAUUGUACCACCACCACCACCACCACCACCACCACCACCACCAAUAAUUGUUCCACCUAUUGAAAAACCGUUACCUAAUAUUGAACAAAUUCAUACAAAACAACAAGGUUCAAUAAUAAUAUCUGAAAUUGAUCCAUAUGGAUAUUUUAUUGUUAUUGAACAUAAUGGAUUAACAACUAGUAAAGAUCAAGAUAUGAUUGGAUGGUCAUUAAAACGUUCAAUUGAUUCAUAUAUUGAUAUGAUUUAUAAAUUUCCAAAUGAUUUUACUCUUAAACAUAAAACAUCUAUUAAAAUACUUUCAAAACAAGCAAGUCAAACACUUUAUUUAUAUGAUAUUGCUAAUUGUUUGGUAGCUGAUUCAAUCCCAACAUGGGGAACAGCAGUUAAAACAACUACCAAUUCUAUUAUUGAUGUUAUUGGAGAUGAAAAAGAUGUUUUUGUUCAAACAUUUAAAGAAAUAAAAUAA